This is a messenger RNA of Cucurbita pepo subsp. pepo (vegetable marrow), 1122 nucleotides long. RefSeq names its product putative 2-oxoglutarate-dependent dioxygenase AOP1. The record is from RefSeq and is a predicted model, not a curated record. NCBI's taxonomy places the organism in Eukaryota, Viridiplantae, Streptophyta, Magnoliopsida, Cucurbitales, Cucurbitaceae.
GUAGCUGUGGGUUAGGCAUUGGUGACAAUGGGGUCUGAAACACAAGCCAGAGUGCCCGUAAUAGACUUGUCCAAAUUAGAGAAGUUGGAGGCUGGCAGUGACGCAUGGGGCUCAACAUGCAAGGCGAUGAGGGUUGGUUUGGAGGAAUUUGGGUGCUUUUGUGUGGUGUUUGAGGAGGUUUCUUUGGAGAUUCAUAACUCCUUCUUUGGAGCUGUUGAUGAGCUGUUUCAGCUUCCAAUUGAAACUCGAAUCAAGAACACAAGUGAAAAGGCUUACCAUGGCUACUUUGGCCGCUACUCCUUUCUUCCUCUCUAUGAAUCCAUGGCUAUUGAUAACCCAACUCAGCUAGAUGCUGCUCAAAGCUUUGCCAAUCUCAUGUGGCCGGAUCAAGGAAACGAUCGCUUCAGCGAAACUAUUCAACGUUUCUCAACCUUGAUGGCAAAACUGGACAAGAUAGUAACAAGAAUGGUGCUGGAAAGCUACGGAGUAUCAAAGCAGCUGAUCGACACAAACAUAGAUUCAACAGCCAACCUUCUCCGCUUCUUCAAAUACAGAGUUCCUGAGCAACACGAAACCGAUGUGGGACUGCACGCCCAUACAGAUCUCACUUUUUUCUCCAUAAUUCAUCAACACCUCAUCGGUGGUCUCCAAAUUCAAUCGCUCGACGAUCAAUGGAUCGACCUCGAGCCCUCCAGCCACUGCUCCUUCGUUGUCAUGGCGGGUGACGCGCUCAUGGCGUGGAGCAACGAUAGAAUAAGGAGUUGUAGGCAUCGAGUGACGAUGAAAGCGGAGGAAACGAGAUACUCAGCGGGGAUGUUUUCGUUCAAGAAUGGGACGAUUAGUGUGCCUGAAGAGCUUGUGGAUGAUGCCAACCCAUUGCGAUACAAGCCCUUUAAUCACUAUGACUUCCUUACUCAUGACAAAGCAAAGGGUUCUAAAAAAUUUCUCUAUCGUAUUAGAGAUUAUUGCAGCAUUUGAAUCAACAAAACUUCAAACUCUGUCCAAUAUAUAUGAAUUAUUGUUCAUCAAUAAGUUUGCUUGUAAAAUAUUUCCCUUCCUUUCUUCCAUAAUUUCGAACAUUUGUACCGAUUAAUGUUAUUGUGCUUGUUUUCUCGUCGUUUA